CCUGGACCCGCUCUGCCCGGCCAGAGGCAGACAUGGUGCCCCUGCUGCUGCUGCCCCUGCUGUGGGGGGGGUCCCUGCAGCAGCAGCCACGCUAUAAGCUCGAAGUGCAGGAAACCGUGACAGUGUAUGAGGGUCUGUGUGUCCAGGUGCCCUGCUCCUUCUCCUACCCGUGGAGUUCGUGGUCUCCUUAUGGCACACUCUACACCUACUGGUACCGGGAUAGGGACAACCCACGCUAUCAUGCUCCUGUGGCCUCGAGCAACCCAAAUAGACCAGGGAAGGAAGAGACGAGAAACCGAUUCCUCUUCACAAACAGCAGGACCAACGACUGUUCCCUGUGCAUCACAGACGCCAGGAUGAGUGACGCAGGACGCUACUUCUUCCGAGUGGAGAGAGGAGCCUCUGUGAGAUAUAGUUACCUAGGGAAGAUGCUGAAUUUGCAGGUGACAGACAAACCCCACAUCCAGAUUCCGGAGCCGCUGGAGUCCGGCCGCCCCACACAGCUGACCUGCAGCCUGCCAGGUGGCUGCAAAGGGGGAGAACGUUUCACCUUCUCCUGGGCGGGAGCCGCUGUGGACUCACUGAACCCCCAGACCCUCCGCUCCUCGGUGCUCACCUUCACCCCGAGGCCCCGGGACCAUGGCACCAACCUCACCUGUCAGGUGAAAUGGGAAAGGGCUCCACUGACCACACAGAGAACCAUCCGGCUCAAUGUCUCCUAUGCUCCUCAGAACCUCACCAUAGGCGUCUCUUUCAGAAAUGCCACAGCCCUCAAGAUUCUGCAAACCACAUCCCUUACCAUCCUGGAAAGCGAGUAUUUGAGGCUGCUCUGUGUGGCUGACAGCAACCCCCCUGCCGAGCUGAGCUGGUUCCAGGGGUCCCCAGGCCUAAACGCCACCCCCAUCUCCAGCACCGAGAUCCUGGAGCUGCCUCGCGUAGGGCCUGCACAGGAAGGAGAGUUCACCUGCCAAGCUCGCCACCCACUGGGCUCCCAAAGUGUGUCUCUCAGCCUCUCCGUGGCCUGCAGCCCGCACUCCUGCAGAUGUGUGACUGAGGAGCAGCAGGGCUCCUGGCCCCUGGUCUUCACCCUGAUCAGAGGGGCCCUCAUGGGGGCUGGCUUCCUCCUCACCUACGUCCUCACCUGGCUCUACUACACCAGGUGUGGAGGCCCCCAGAACACCAGGCAGAGCUCCUGAUGGAUCCUCCCUUCGUCUGAAGAUGGGACUGAGGUGUGGGCACCAGGCUACAGGGACCGUCCUGGGACGUCAAUGUCACCUUCUCCCUGGAAGCUCUUGACUCACCUGCUCACAUGGACCUCUGGGGUUUCAGUUUGUGGGAGUGACUGAGUGAGGACAAGGGGAGCCAAUGCCAUGGAGAGAAGACUUUCGUUCCUGUUACCUCCUGAGAGGGGGGCCCGCCUUGCCAUGGGAAGCCCCAGAUUUCCUCCGGAAGCAGAUGCAGGUGCAGGGCAGCCUAGCGAAAGUCUUUGUUGGGGUUCCCAUGGGAAACACAAAGCAGGGCAGGUGAGCAGCUUAGGAUCAGCUGGUGUGUGUCAAUCUGGGGGAGGUGGGCCUGUGGGUGUGGUCUCUAUUUGUCUGGUCCUAGGUUCUGGUUGAUUUGGGGCAGGUUGGGGAGGCUGGGAAUAUGGGCUCAGGAUGGGUUGGUUUGCAUGUGAAAGGCUGUUCCUGGCAGAAUUCUCUGCUGUCUCUGAUAAUGGGCCGGCCCUGGGAGACCCUGUGUCUCCUUGGCCACCUAGCUGUUUAAUGGCUCAAAACAUCAUAAGAUACAGAAAUAAACAACUAAUACACACCCACUGACUGCUCUCUUGUUUCUGCCUGUUCUC
Messenger RNA from Eptesicus fuscus (big brown bat), 1843 nucleotides. Its product is annotated as sialic acid-binding Ig-like lectin 14. The record is from RefSeq and is a predicted model, not a curated record. Gene Ontology annotation, molecular function: sialic acid binding. Gene Ontology annotation, cellular component: plasma membrane. The coding region runs from base 33 to 1196 and encodes 387 amino acids. The transcript has 7 exons. Gene Ontology annotation, biological process: cell adhesion. NCBI's taxonomy places the organism in Eukaryota, Metazoa, Chordata, Mammalia, Chiroptera, Vespertilionidae.